Lymnaea stagnalis (great pond snail) is the source of this 11903-nucleotide messenger RNA. NCBI's taxonomy places the organism in Eukaryota, Metazoa, Mollusca, Gastropoda, Lymnaeidae. The record is from the annotation of a GenBank genome assembly.
GGGGAAGUAGGUUGGGAGUGGAUGAUAAGUUUAUUGGGAGCUGGUGAAUGGUCACUGAGGUAAUCUGUAGGAAGCUAGAUUAAGCUUACUUGAAUUUUAAAUUUAAAACAUCAUUUAAAUUUAAUUAACUUAGGCUUGCAAACUAAAAUUGAUAAGGCAAAAAAAAAAAGAAGAGAAUUUUGACCACUGGAUGCAUCCAUCAAAAACCUGCAGAAAUGUGUUUGACACUGAGCACCCACGUCUCAUCCACAGCUUUCAACUUACCAUUGGAUCGGUCCAUUAAAGAUGGCGAAGCUAGUGCCAUUAAUGUUUGUGGUGAUAGUUCUGACAUGUGCUAUAGUUCAUCUUGAGGCAGCUGAGGCACACAAGAGAGACGUGUCCCCAGAAAGGUACCAAAACUUGAUCUACGGCUCCACAGCCACACUGAUAUGUGCAGAUGAGACAUUCAGUCCAUUUGAUUUCCCAUCUGCUAGCUUCCAGUGGAUUUUACCAAGUAGUAAGAAUUUUCAAAUUCAUAUUAAUUAAUGUAUUUGGAUUGUUACAGAUUAGAUAUUUAUAAAAAUACGGAUUGCGGCCCACAGCUAUAGGUUCUAUAAAACACCAUUACACGUUGCCCACAGUGUUUCUUUCAGUUUCCUCCGAGGGAGGGGGCAUUUCAGAAUUUUGAGUGGGCAAAGCCCGUGACCUGGGACGUAUUGCUAAGGAAGGAGAGAAGAGUGGGGACAGAUUUCCCAGGGCAGCAGACUUGCGGGAGGCCAACGCUGGUUUUGUUGAUUAGUUAAUAGAUGAAAAUAAUGGGUUUCAGAGUUGAUAAUCGUGUACCCUGGUGCCAAACUCUCUAUCUACGCCUCUGCCAGUGACGUGGAAAGAGUGGCAGAUGGGGUGGUCCAUCCAAGUGUCACUUUUUUCUUUAUAUGACAGGUUCUUAGAUUAUUUAAAACAAUUUAAUGAGUGUAAAUAGUCAUAUGUUUAGGCUUUUGACAAUAUAAGAUUUAUUUAAUGUGUGUCUGCCUGUGCACUGCAGAUGGCUGGUCAGAAUGUUACCACACUUUGUUAGUGCAAGAGAAGUCAAUAGUUGGCAUCUCUUCACCUGUCAUCUUUCUCUUAACCCGCUCCCUAGAUAGAUUAACACAUCAUUUUACACGGUGUUCAAUUAAAAAAACAACACCAACUCAUCGGUGUUCAAUUACAACUAUACCAACUCAAAGACAGAGAGAGCUUAUGGCAAUUAUUGCUCACACCGACAAUACUUCUAUCUUAAGUGCUGAAUGGUUAGAUAGGAAUGGUGUUGACUAGUCUGGUAUAUCAGUUCCACAAGAUGAAAAUGAUAAAUCAGCUACUAUAGACUAUGCCCAUCAGGGGCGGCAUUUCAGGUAUUUUUCAGGGGAAGGAAGGGGAAGGAAGGGGAAGGAAGGAAAGGGGGGGGGGGCAAAACCAAAACUUGGUCGGCUUGUUAAAUAGUUUAUUACUGGAGGCGCCACAGUACAUAGCAAUUUAAAUAAAACCAGCAAAAUCGGGGUGGGGGGAGGGAUGCCCCCCUGCCCUACCCAAAUGAUGUCUCUGAUGCCCAUUGUUACGAAGUGCAACACCUGGCUCCUCCAUGGGAAGAUAACAGCAGCUAGAAACUAUACUAUAAUUGUCAGCUAUGCUGACAAUAAUGACAUUUAUACUUCCACAAACAAUUAUAUUUAGUCCUUAUCAACCUUUUAAUUGAUUCUGCAUUAUAAAAUUAAAGUGUAAAAACUGUUCAACUUUUUGACUAACAAGCUAAAGUUGUAAUAAAAUGUACACUUUUGUGUUAUUAAAAUUUAAUAUAUAUUUAAUAUAUAUCAGCACAAAGUAAAACAAACAUAUUUAUAAAUUUAUUUAUAUUAAAAUUCAUUUUUUAUGGGGGGGAACGUAUGUUGUCUAGGGGUCGGUCCCCUCUGUACUAGCCACAGAACAAUUUUACAAGGGUCUAGAACCCCUUUAUUUCCAGCUCCUACAGAGCUGACUCUUGCUCCAAGUAUCAACAAACAAUUCAGGGUUUCAGGUUUUCUUAUUUAUUGGCUAUGUGUGCCUAUAUGCCACUACACAAAACAGUUAAAGUUACACAAGUCCUCUUCCAUCCGUAGAAAAACUCACUGCCUUCAUAAGACAAAAAUCAUACACCAUAUCCACAGCACUCGCCACUGUUCACUCCUUCAAAACUCAACUCACACACGUCUUAUUCUCUCCGACACAGCACACCGGUCAAGCUCGUCAGGAGUGUCGGUGAACUCUGACAAAAUCUAGUGGGCACUUCAUGGUACUCGCGACUUGACCCAUUUUUUAAUUUUGUCACCUCGCUUGCAUGGAAGCAGAAGGUGAUAAAUCCAUCAACACCCGUAGGUGUGUUAUUAGAACAUCAGUUUCUUCAUAACCCACAGCAAGCCUAUACUAAUCGGCUCAGAACGUCAGCUAAUACAUUUUCAGCCCCCGGAAUUGGUCUGAUUGUGAAAUUGUAUUCCUGCAAUGUUAAAGCCCAUCUUGCAACCCGGUUAUUUAUGGACUUUGAUGUUUGUAGAACCGUUAACGGUUUGUGGUCAGUCUCAAUUGUGAAGUGACAACCAUAAAGGUAUCUCGAAAACUUUGUGAUUGUCCAGAUGACCCCUAAACAUUCCUUCUCUAUAACCGAAUAUCGUGUCUCGCGAGGCAGCAGUUUCCUACUCACAUAAGCUAUGGGGUGAAGUAGACCAUGCCGUUCUUGCAUUAAGCAACCGCCUAUAGCGGUAUCGCUCGCAUCCGUUCUGAUCACGAACUCACUAUCUAGGUCUGGGAGAAUGAGCAAUGGUUGUGAAGAUAAAGCACGUUGGAGUUUAUCUAACGCCUCGACGCACUCAUUUGUCCACAGAACUUUCUCCGGUUUUCCUUUUUUUGUUAGGUCUGAAAAUAUGCCUGAAAUACCUGCGAAAUCAGGUACAAAUUUUCUGUAGUACCCAAUAAGUCCCAGCAAGCUUCUUACUUGUCUUUUGGUAUGCGGCGGUUUGAUGUUUAUGAUCUUAUUGACAACACCUUGUUUUGGUUUUUGUGUACCCUGUCCAACUAUGUGGCCUAGAAACUCGAUUUCUGUGAAGCCGAUUUCCAUUUUUGUGGGUCGAGCUGUCAGACCUGCGUUUUCCAGUCUAUUCAGUACCUGCUCCAGGGCCUUGUUAUGUUCUUUUAUAGAACUGCCGAAGACGCAAAUGUCAUCAAAAAAACUGACAGCGUUUUUUUGCCCAUCAAGAACCCGGCGCAUGCAGCGUGCAAACGUGGCCGGUGCAUUGCAUAGCCCGAAAGGCAUGUAUCUAAAUUGGUAUAAACCUAAGUCGGUUUGAAACGCUGUAUACUUUCUAGAGUUCUUGUCAACCGGUAUUUGCCAGUAACCUUUAACCAAGUCAAUUUUUGAAAAAUAUUUUGCGUUUCUGAGUUGAAUGAAUAAGUCUUCCUGAUUAGGAAUCGGUUCUGCGUCCGACACGGUUAUUGCAUUUAAUUUUCUAUAGUCGAUGCAGAACCGAGUGGAUCCAUCUUUUUUCUUUACUAACACAAUUGGUGAGGAAUAAGAAGAGGAUGACUUUUCUAUAAUGCCUUCUUUUUCCAUCUGACGAACUUCCUUAAUGAUUGUCUCUUUGGAAGAAAAUGGUAUGGGGUAUGGUCUUAGACAGAUGGGUUUGUUAGUAGUUACUUCAAUGGAAUGAGUAACUAGAGAUGUCUUUCCUGGUAUAUUUGUAAUUGUGUUGGUGUAUUUAUGUAAUAUAUCCUCAAUUAUUUGUUUUUCGUACUGAUUGAGAUCUGGAUUGAUCCUUACAUCUUUAAUGGUUUCAGUUAUCUCUAGGGUUUGGGUAGUGACUGUAUUUAUACCCCUAGCGUCCUCGUCCUCCUCGUUAUCCUCUAUUACUACUGCGUAUGCUGCUACUGAUUCCUUAUUUUUACUUAUCUUAUUAAUGUUCCUGAUGACGUUCUGUUUAUUUGGUUUCUUAUUUGCUUCUUGACUUUGUUCCUGGUCCCUUUUAAAAUAUUCGACUAGCAUAUUUACAUGAUAAGUCUUUCUUUUUCCUUUCUCUAAUAUGACAUAGUUAAGUUCCCCUAUUUUGUCUAAUACUUUAUAUGGACCAUGCCAACGGGCUCUUUGUAGUUUACUCCCCGUGGAGGGUUUCAUGACUACCACUAAACUCCCUAUAGUAAUGGUUUUAUUACGGGCUUUCCGGUCGUAUAUUUGCUUUUGUUUAAUCCUAGCUUCUUUUAGGUUCCCACUUGCCAGUGUGCCACUCACUCUUAGUUGGUUCCGUAAUUUUUCAAUGUACUCAUGAGUUGUUUUUUCCUCUGCCUGGUCAGUCUUACCAGCAAAAAUGUUUCUUAGAAUAUUUAUGGGUCCUCUUAUCUUUCGCCCGAACAUCAAAUCAAAAGGUGAAAACCCUGUUGAUUCAUUUUUGCUAUCCCUAUAGGCGAAUAAGAUACCUGGGACGUGUGAUUCCCAGUCUUUAGGAUGAUCAAUCGACACUUUAGUGAGUAAUGUUUUUAGGGUGCCGUUGAAUCGUUCGACCAUACCAUUGCUUUGCGGGUGUAACGGGGUACUGAAACGUUGGUUUAUGCCCAUCAGUUUAGUGACUUGGCUCAUCAGAUCGCAUUUAAAUUGACCUCCAUUGUCGGAUAAAAUUUCGUCUGGUAACCCCAUUCUAGUGAAUAUUGUCAGAAGUGCCUCCUGUAUGUUCUCGGCAGUUAUUCUUUUAAGGGGGAUUGCUUCUGGCCACCUAGUCGCGGUGUCCACAAGAGUGAGGAUAUAACGAUAUCCCUUUGUGGAUGUUGGUAUUAUGGGGCCAACGAGGUCAAUAGCUACUUUCCCCCAGGGCUUGUCGAUUAACUCCAUUUCGCCCAGGGGGGCAAUUCCUCCAGCGCUUUGGUUUUUCACUUUUUGACACACGUCGCACGUCUUACAAUAGUUUCUUACAUCUUUCGCUAUGCCAGGCCACCAGAAUUCUUCCAAGGCUCUUGCCUUUGUUCGGGCUAUCCCCAUAUGUGCAGAUAAGCUGUUAUCAUGCGCUAUUUCUAGCACUAUAUUUCGUAACGACUUGGGGACAGCUAAUUGUUCCCAAACAUUGUUCUGACCCUUGCUACUAUGACAAAACUCUCUAACUAAAAGUCCAUCUCUGUAUCUAAAUUGUGAUGGUCUACCCGCCCUAAGUUGUCUUCUGGCGUGCUCGUGCGUACGUCUCAGUGUGAAGUCGUUUUGUUGUAACGUUCUAAACUUGUCCUCCGUAACCUCUAGUUCUGUUAUGUGUCGUUUUAUUGGGUCAAUGUCCUCUGACCUUUUACCCUGUGCCCUGGUAACAACUGCGGCUGUAACUACGGUAUUACCUCCCAUUGUUGCCCCCUUUAUGUUUCCAAUAAUUAAAUCAACUGGUGGGUCGUUUAAUAGAGCCGCCUUAGACCAUCCUGUAAAGUAUUGUGACUUUAUGUAUACAUUUCCUAGUUUGUAAACCCUCUUCUGCCCAUCAAACAAAAUACAUGUCACUGUUUCGUUUACCCUUUUUCCCUUUAAUCUCCCUAAAAUAGAUUCCCUUACUCCCACAAUUUCACAGCCCGUGUCCCUUAUUACUUUUACCUUAACCCCAUUUACUUCUCCCUCCGUAAUAACUAUCCCUGAUUUCUUGCUCUCGACACAACUAAAAGUAGCCUUCCCUUUCCUGCCCCAUUUUCCGUCCCUUCUUUGUCACCUUUUAUCCCCCCUGUUCACAUAACUGGUUCCUUCUCUAAACUUCCUGUCCCCGUGGUAUUGCUGUAAAUUUCUGCAAUUCUCGGUGUUGUGUCCCACUAAGCGGCAGAAAUGACAGUAACGUUUUUCCCACUCUGUGUUCCUGUAAACUUGUUGCUUUGUAUUUCCUUCCUGUCCCUUAGCGUUUAAAGCCAAGCAUGACACACCUGAUGGUCCAUGUGUGUCAGACCCCCGUGCGUCCGUGCGUGUCAGGACUUUAGUAGGGUGUGCAGCCAUGUAAUUGUCCCCGGUCGCAAUGACGGCAUCAAGAGUCAUAUUGUUUGUUUCCAAUAUGUGUUCCACUAUGUCUUCAUUUACCGUCUGUAGUAUUUUGUCUACCACUGUUAGUGCGAACAGAUUGUCAUAGGUCUUCUCUGACUUGGAUAAUUCAAUCCACCUGGCUAGGUAAUGGCUUAUCCUGUUCGCAUAUGGCAUCAGACCCUCGUCUUUGUCCGGUGUCAUCUUUGCCAGUUUAUCUCUGUAGCCCUGAGCUGUAAGCCUAAACUGUUUUGAGAGUGCCGUUUUUACCUCAUCAUACGUGGCCUCCGUUCCUGUCACGCGUCCUGCGAAACAAACUGGGAGUAGUUCGGGUGGCAUUAAUUUUCUUAGUUCAUUAUUCCAAGUCUCGAUUGGCCAUUUGUUCUGUCUUGCUUCAUCCUCAAACCGUAUGAGGAAGAAGUCCAAAUGGUCAGCACGCCCGUCGAACAUUGGUAUUUUGUUCUUAGAACGACCUGUGUCGGUCGAUUGUUCUCUAUCCUGGUUUGAUCCUUUCCCCUUUUCUAACUCAGCCAUUUUCAUUUCAUGUUCUUGUAUUCUUUUUUUUUCUUCCCGCUCAUAUGCACGAAUGUCCCUUUCCUCAUCGCGAAUCUCUCUUUCCCUUCUUGUUAUCCAUUCUUUCGCUUCCUCCCCUUCUAAUCCCAAAUCUAUUGCCAUUUGUUUAAUUUCGGCAAUAGUAGGUAACGACAUUUUUAUCUCUAAGUCUUAUGUCAAUAUAUAUGUUUACACAAAAUUUACAAAUAGGAAAUGGAUCAAAUGAAAUGAGUAAUAAAACAAUAGAAAUUGCAAAUCUAAUAACUAAAUAAUGUACUUAAAAUAAUUACUUGUGAUGGUUCUCUUGAUGGGUGGCACUGGGAUUUCGUACGUAUUGAGAAGUAUAAUCCAUGUGUUCAUUUGUAUUCUUGUAGGUAGAUAGGGUUGGAAUGUCUGGUGUCUCCAAUAAUCCAAUGUCACUAAAAGUUAAGGUUGGUAUAGCUGUAUGGUUGGUUUGCACGGCUUUCCUCUGGACUGGUAUGGCCGUGAUGAUUGUUUCGAAGAGCUGGUGUGUCUGGUUGGUCAGGCCCUCUCUGUGAUGAAUGGUAGGCUGGUAGGGUUCUUUGGACGAUAUGAUUUUGCUUUAACGGCCUCCACUGUGCAGUAUGGUCUGGUAUGGUUUGUUUGGACUUAGAUGAACCUUUGAACCACGUACCGAAUGAUGAGCUGGUAUGGUUGGAUCGUGCUCCCACGGUGGCUAAUUGCGCGCUUAGAUGGCUGCUCCACUGUGGUGGAUGGUUAGGGUUGAUAUGGCUGCAUCGAACGGCCUCCCCUUUGGCUGAUGGUAGGCUUGGAUGGUUUCUUUGAUGAGCCGCGACGAUGGCGAAUGAUUUAUAUGGUUAAUCCACUGUGGAUGGUUGGUAGACUUGGAUAGGUGCUCCACUGUGGUGGAUGGUUGCUCCACUGUGGUGGAUGGUAGACUUGGAUGAUAUGGCUGCUUCGACGGGCCCCCACUGUGACGUGACGUAUGUUGUCUAGGGGUCGGUCCCCUCUGUACUAGCCACAGAACAAUUUUACAAGGGUCUAGAACCCCUUUAUUUCCAGCUCCUACAGAGCUGACUCUUGCUCCAAGUAUCAACAAACAAUUCAGGGUUUCAGGUUUUCUUAUUUAUUGGCUAUGUGUGCCUAUAUGCCACUACACAAAACAGUUAAAGUUACACAAGUCCUCUUCCAUCCGUAGAAAAACUCACUGCCUUCAUAAGACAAAAAUCAUACACCAUAUCCACAGCACUCGCCACUGUUCACUCCUUCAAAACUCAACUCACACACGUCUUAUUCUCUCCGACACAGCACACCGGUCAUACCUUGACCGAGAAAAAUAAAAACUCGUGGGGCACACGGGGAAAAUAAACUCACCCACGAUUGGUCAAAUUAACAUUAUAAAAGUUGACACAGAAAACUCACGCGAUCUGACCGUGACAAUGAGCCCCUAGUCCCGCUUUGUCUCAGGAGUCUUCGGCUCCCUUGAUUUUUUUCUCCGCAACGCCCAUCAAAAUGACUUAAGGGGACUUGUAUAUACGCAGUGAAACCUAUCUAUAAAUAGCUCAAACCUCAAACACUUGGACCGUAAAAAAAGUGGUGCUGUUUGUAGGUUCAGUUAUUGUUUAAAAAUGAGUCUCGGUUACGAGGCGAGUUGGCGCCUAUUCCAGGGACAGAGCUAUUUCAAGUUUCGUUAUUUACAGGUAUCACUAUGUAAAAAUCACUAUAUAUAUAUAUACACACAGUGCUUUUUUUGUGCCGGUACGAUUUUACAAAUCAUAACAAAUGUGUACGGUAUACUAAUAAAAUAAUAAUAAAACAAUUUAAGUUUGUUAAUUAAAAAAUAAAAUUGUUUUAGACAUUUAGUAUCUUUGCAAUUGUGAUUUAGCUUGCAUCGAGGUGCGAACUGGUAGUUAAAAGUUAGGCAAUCCACCACUGAGUACCGGCACCUAUUUUUGUACAACAAAAGCACAGUAAUAAUAUAUAUAUAUAUAUAUAUAUAUAUAUAUAUAUAUAUGUAUGUAUGUAUAUGAAAUAUAAUUGUGAAAACAGAGCAGAUGGUGUUUUUUUUUAACUUAGCAAUAAUUAUAAAAAAAUUGUAUACCUUUAUAUUUAUAUAAAUGUAGUUUCAUAUUGUGUUUUAUGUGAUUUAGCUUGCAUAGAGGUGCGAACUGGUAGUUAAAAGUUAGGCAAUCCACCACUGAGUACCGGCACAUAUUUUUGUACAACAAAAGCACAGUAAUAAUAUAUAUAUAUAUAUAUAUAUAUAUAUAUAUAUGUAUGUAUGUAUAUGAAAUAUAAUUGUGAAAACAGAGCAGAUGGUGUUUUUUUUUAACUUAGCAAUAAUUAUAAUAAAAUUGUAGACCUUUAAAUUUAUAUAAAGGUAGUUUCAUAUUGUGUUUUUAAAGAAUUUAAACUUGUGAAGUUUAAAACAAAUAAAUAGAUAAUAAACCGGUAUAUGCUAACAACGGGAAGUAAGACUUCGGCUUAUAAGUAGGAGCGGCCUAUUUUUGGAACACUGUUGUCGUCCUUUCUUCGCAUGCGAACUUGACAAAAGCUUUAUAACACGGCUAGCACGUAGGUUGUUUGCCAGUUUGUGCCCGGAAAGGUUUCCCGCAAGUGGGACCCUCGUUGUUUUGGGUGCCAGUAGUUGCUAGCAGGAUUUGAGUCUCACUUCUGCUCUUCCUUGCAGUGUGCUUUCUUUAGGCGUGAGCGGUGCACUUAUUCUCUGAGGAUCAUGCUCCGACAGCGAGUCUGCCAAGCCAGCCUGUGUGCUCCGACAGUGAGUCUGCCAAGCCAGCCUGUGUGCUCCGACAGUGAGUCUGCCAAGCCAGCUUGUGUGCUCCGAUAGUGAGUCUGCCAAGCCAGCCUGUGUGCUCCGACAGUGAGUCUGCCAAGCCAGCCUGUGUGCUCCGACAGUGAGUCUGCCAAGCUAGCUUGUGUGCUCCGAUAGUGAGUCUGCCAAGCCAGCCUGUGUGCUCCGACAGUGAGUCUGCCAAGCCAGCCUGUGUGCUCCGACAGUGAGUCUGCCAAGCCAGCCUGUGUGCUCCGACAGUGAGUCUGCCAAGCCAGCCUGUGUGCUCCGACAGUGAGUCUGUCAAGCCAGCAUGUGUGCUCCGACAGGCAGUUUGCCUCGCCAGCUUGCAUGAUCCGUUUUAAGAGUCUCCCACAAAUCAAGGUCAAUGUCUAUGGAUGUGAAGGACGCUUUUAGACAUUCCUUGAAGCGUUGUUUUUUCUGCCUACCAUCUGAACGUUCCCCAUUGGACAGUUGACUGACCAUUAGUUCUGGAAAGCCUGCGGUCUGGCAUUCUUGCGACAUGCCCUACCCACCUGGCGUGUCCUUUUUGUAGGAGUGUGUGGAUGCUGAUAAAGUCAUCCCGUUGUAGGACCACUGUAUCAGGGACUCUGUCCUGCCACCUCAUGUCAAGAAGUUUCCGUAGGCGGCGUAGGUGGAGUUGGUUUAACUGUCUAGCCAGGGCCAGGCCCUGCGUCAAGCCUCACUAUUCUCCCGUGAAUGCCUGCACAUUUAAAGAAAAUAGAACAAACUACCUUCGACCGUGCAGGUGUUGCUUAACAGAAUGAAACGAUGCCCUCAUCUCAUGUGUCCUUGUUAGGAUUACCGUAUAUUACCUAUUAAGUGCAUCACCUUUUACCUCCAAAACUGUUUCUUCGUGCUUGCAUUGACUUAUUCCAACAAUAAAAUAGCUCACCGCUGAAAUCGCCCUCUAACCUUUCCCUCUAACCUCACCAUCUAACCUCACCUUCUAACCUUUCCAACCUCACCUUCUAGCCUUGCUCUCUAGCCUCACCCUUUAACCUCUCCUCAUAUGAAGGAGUCAAGCAGGCAAAAGAUGCGUUAAACAAAAAGAGCAUUACGUAAGGUCACAUUUAGAGACUGCCAUUCCAGGUUUGGACUCAUUAGUAAUUUGAUGAAAUGCUUUUUGGAGCCAUCAGAACACCACGAUGAUCGAUCUUUGCCGAGUCUUCCAUGUUUACGGGUUUAUAUUGAACGCUUUCAAUGCAGCGUUUAGGUUGUCUUUAUACCGUUUUUUUGUAACCCCCCCCCCCCCGCGCCAAAGCAAGCCUCUUUCCAUCCAUGCUCAAGCUCACCGAGAAAUAUUUUUUGGGGCAAGCGGUCGUCUGAUGUUCAACGCAACAUUACCGCACGUUGUCAAAAUUAACGAAUUCUCAAUGUUGUCGAAAUUAACGAAUGUUUUCAAGACUACCCGGUGCUGUCUUAAACAAUGGUGAACACACUAUUUAUUCGCCAGUCUCAGUAUUCUAUUAUAAUGACGAGACCGUGUUGUUGACGUUUCAAGUUGCUAUGGCUGUUUAUAACUUUCACUCAUUGUUUUGCUUUGCUUUUGAUAACAUGUAGCUUUUUCUGAAAGUUAUGAACAUGAAAUGAAUUGCAUCUUACAUUCCAGCGUCAAUCAUCAACGAAUCGACGCCACACGACAGCCGCCACUACAGCUUCAGCAACAACGGCUCCACACUCACCGUCAACAACAUCGAUAAGCCCGACUUUGGUUUGUACUAUUGCCUGGUACUCACCCGCCCCUUCACCGUGCACGCCACCGUCAGGUUGGGCGUGAACAUCAACGGGCCGUACUUCGGCGACCUGAUGGAGAGGUACGCCACCAACAUGAAGAUGGGUCUCGCUGCGGGCGGGGUGAUGUUCCUCAUCAUGGCCAUGUUUUGUUUCAACUACGACCAGUUCCAGGCCAGGCACGACAAGCCCAGAGGCUUGACGAACGCCAAAAGCUCGCGUCCCAAACAGGACCUCAACUCACAGGAGCUGUGCCACGUGAAUAGCGGCUUUGUCGAUGACGCAACGACUGCCGGCGCGUCCCCAGAGGACGAGGGUGUACACAACUGGGUCAACAAAAGCGUGCUCGUGUCUGAAGUGAACGAGGACAAAACGAGUUUCUAGGAAUCCUCGAUAAAACUAUGACUGCUGCUAAAUUAGAUAUCUUAUGGAACGGGGCAUCCAUUUAUCCAUCACCUCCAACCCCAGCCCCACACCCCGAAUGAAAAAUGAAGGAAGAGAAGAACAGAAGAAAUAAACAAAUAAAAAAUAUAUUUAAAAAAACCUUUAUACCCAUGGAUUUAUUAAUUAUUAAAUUUUAGGCGUUAAAAACAUGUUUUUCUUGUAAAAAGGGGAGGUAAUUUGAGAUCACUAAUAUCUUUACUCUACAGAAAAGGUUUUCUAUCUUGUGGUCCAUGGACCUCCCAAAGGAGUCAUUGAAAAGAUGUCAGGGGUCCUUUAGCUGCACUUCCUGUGUAAUUUUAGUGUACGCUUUAAAACAGGCCCAUGCAACAUACGGCCCGGGGGCUGCAUGUGGCCCGCCAGCACAUAGCGAAG